AUGGUGGGUGUUUCUUCAUCAACUAUAAUGGCAGAGAAGAUUUCUUGCUACUGUGCUUUGCUCAUGGCAACACUGCUGGUUUUCAGCUGCUGUGAAGUUAGCGAAACCGAAAGCGAAUUUAGCUUGACUGUGAACCAGAAUAAGGACAUUGUGAACAAGAUUUGCGAUGAGAUCUAUAUGGUUCGAGAAGGAGAGACCUUACACACCAUUAGUGAAAAAUGUGGUGAUCCUUAUAUAGUUGAAGAAAACCCUCACAUUCAUGACCCUGAUGAUGUUUUUCCUGGCUUGGUUAUCAAGAUUACCCCUUUCAAUAAUAGUCGGUUUGAAUUGGCGGGUUAUGUGCCCAAUUUAGAAGGUGAGGGUGCUUAA
This is a messenger RNA of Hevea brasiliensis (rubber tree), 369 nucleotides long. RefSeq lists its product as uncharacterized. NCBI's taxonomy places the organism in Eukaryota, Viridiplantae, Streptophyta, Magnoliopsida, Malpighiales, Euphorbiaceae. The record is from RefSeq and is a predicted model, not a curated record. The transcript has 2 exons. The coding region runs from base 1 to 369 and encodes 122 amino acids.